Molecule: messenger RNA, 2520 nt
Organism: Porites lobata
Lineage: Eukaryota; Metazoa; Cnidaria; Anthozoa; Scleractinia; Poritidae
Source: the annotation of a GenBank genome assembly
AUGUUACUGACCACUACGCUACUUUGUGCAAUUUUCCCUACUAUCCAGUUGAUGACAGUGUCAACCAAGUAUGGCGAUCUUGAGGGCCUGAUAGAUUCCUAUCCGAAUCCCUUCACUCCGUUCACAUCCGUCAUCAAGUUUCUUGGUGUUCCCUUCGCCGCUCCACCGAUUGGAAAUCUGCGGUUCAAGGCACCUCUGCCGCCAAACGAAUGGAAACCGACGGUUCGCCAAGCAAAAGUGCUCGGAAAGAUCUGUUGGCAGGAUAAAACCAACGAAUUUCUAGACAAACUUUUUAAUGAAAAUUUCAUAUACAGUGAAGAUUGCUUGUAUCUCAACGUCUACACCCCGAACGUUAGCCAAAGUUUCCCAGUGAUGGUUUAUAUCCACGGUGGUGGCUACGAACUCGGUUCGGCCCUUCCAUGGCCCGGUGAUAUUUUGGCUCUUCAGGGACUGGUAGUUGUAGUGAUUCAAUAUCGUCUUGGUCCAUUUGGUUUCUUGACUACCGGAGAUUCCGCGUCCCCUGGAAACUUUGGAAUGUUGGAUCAAGUCGAAGCUCUGAAAUGGGUCAAAGAAAACAUUGAGAAUUUUGGUGGGAAUCCCAACAAGGUGACCAUAUUUGGAGAAAGCGCCGGGGCAACAAGCGUAAGCCUCCAUUUGACGUCGCCUCUUUCCCAGGGGCUUUUCCACCGAGCUAUCGCGGAGAGUGGUGUAGACUUGUGCUCCUGGGCAAUUCAACCAACUUCAUUUGGUGUCAAUUACGCUAAAGACCUUUCUCAAAAAUUAAACUGUCCAGUGGGUAGCCACGAUGCUAUGGUAAACUGCAUACGAGAGAAAGGCGCCGCUGACAUACAAAAUGCGUCUAAGUCAACAAACAGUUAUCGGUCUGUUGAUUACCUUCAAUGGGCACCUGUUGUGGAUAAAAACUUUCUUCAUGAUACACCUCAAAAUCUACGAGGAAAAGGCGAUUUUGAGCGAGUACCGUUAAUGAUUGGUUUUACCAGCAACGAAAGCGCGGACAGUCUUGAAUCCAUGGCGGAGAAGUUUUUCGGCCUGACAGAGAGCGUAGACAAUGGAGUCAGCCCGGUUUAUUUCAAAACAUUUAUAGCUAAACUUUCGCAAGCUCUAAACAGCAGGUUAAUCUAACACUGUAUAUUGAAUGUUUUUCUUUUUAUUAUUGCAAAAAUUUAUCACCGGAAGAAGGCUUCCACACAGGUCGCUGAAACCUUGGGGCACUGUCGCCAACAGCAGGGACCGCGGAGUAUAUUUUGGAUCGGUGGGGCUAGCUCGCGCUACGCGCGAACUCGACUGACUCCAACGGCGCCACUUGUCGGAGGACAUAACGUCUCUGAAAAACUUUGAAAUUUAGAGCUUCUGAAAUCAAUGGAAAGGCAUUUACUAUUUCUAAUUUUAUAUCACCACUCUGUUAGUUUUCUGCACAAAAACGUACAUUUAAAACAUAAUUAUAGCAUGAUAUGACGUUCAUUCCAAGUGGCAAAAUUUAUAACCUUUUGCAAGGAUAAUCACGGCCACCUUCGCUGUCACUGAACAGUAAUUCUAUUCAAGAGAACAACUUUUACAGUUAAUUAUGAUGUUAGUCCCGGGCUCAAGCCAUUUACCGUUUUCGUCUUUCUAACUCUUCUCUUUUUUCCUUUUUCUUUUCUUGUUCUAUUUUGACAACCUUGAUCAUGAGCUGAGGCCAUUUCCCUUUCAUCUGAAGAUGGCACACUCUCAAGCUGUUGAGAAGCUGGGGAUCAUUUUUCGAUGAUUUUGAAUAAAAACAGCUCUAUUUACAACCACACUUUCACAACCUCAAAACAACUGAUUUUCUGACCCAGAAACCAAACUCGAGUAUUAUUACUGCCCAUUCAAAUCAUUUACACGUUGUAUCAUUUGUUUUAGGAACCAAACCGCUGACCUAAUCGCAGAUGCCUUGGAGUUCAUGUACACCUCGUGGCUAAUAACAGUGACAAAUACGCCCUGAGAAUCCAGCUAGUAAGUCUCGUCAGUGACAAAGAAUACUUCGCACCAAGUCACCAGGUCGGCGAUAUUCAUAGUCGAGUUUCUUCGGUUUACAUGUACGAGUUCGCUCGUCGACCAAAAACUAUACAGGCAGCCGAAUGGAUGGGUGUGCCUCACGCUGCAAAUGUGAUAUUUGACUUUGGCUGGCCAUUCCUACCGAAUUUCGCAGGUGUUUACGACGACGCUGAUCAAAGCGUCUCUUUGUUUAUUAUGACCACGUACGCAAACUUUGCCCGGUCCGGCGAUCCCACACCCCAAUCAGUCAGCGGCAUUACCUGGGAAGGCUACAAUUCGAGUCACAGAGCUUACCUACAAGUUGACACAAUUCCCAAGAUGAAGUCGUCAUUUAAUCCCCGUCGAGUUUCUUUUUGGAAUGACUACUACGUGAAACUGACGGAGACAAACUUUGAUUCUAAGGAGAUAGUGAGCAGUGCAAGCCCCACCAAUGUUGCCAUGGCGGCGUUUAAUCUGAUUGUUGCUUUAACCAUCUUUUUCAAGUGA